AUGGUCUCUGAUGAAGUGGUCCUCUGGAGCGUCCCCUACUUCCGAGCCCUCCUCCGGUCAUGCGGCCGCUCCUCAGCCCGAGAAGGCCGGAAGCUCCACGCCGUCCUCCUCAGAAAUGGGCUUCUGUCGAAUGUCACCGGCUCCUCUUCUUCUUCUUCCUCCUCCUCCAUCUGCAGUGCCCUGUUCCACAUGUACGCGGCAUGCGGGUCACCGACCACGGCGCUUCGGGCCUUCCGGUGUAUCCCCGCUCCCCAGAGAUCGGCCUCCGACUGGACGGCUCUCCUCUCCUGCAAUACUCGCCAUGGCCUGCACGCAGAGGCGCUCCGCCUCUUCCGCACCAUGGAGAUGGAAGACCGCGUUCCCGGGGACGAAGUGACCAUAGUUUGCGUCUUGGGGGCCUGCGCCAGGUUGGGCGAUCCGGCGGCCGGCUCUGCCGUCCACCUGCGGUUCAUCAAGAGGGGGCUGGCCCUUGUCGCCACCGUCUGUAACGCCGCCAUGGAUAUGUACGUGAAGUGCGGCAGGAUGGGGGACGCCCGGCAACUCUUCGGAGAAAUGGCAGCCCCAACCGUCGUCUCCUGGACGGUGAUUCUCUCCGGGGCUCUCCGGUGGGAGGGGCUGGACACGGCGCGCGAAGUGUUCGAUCUCAUGGAGGAGAAGAAUGAGGUCACCUUCACAGUUAUGGCUGCGGGGUACGUAGAGGCUGGGCUCCCCAGGGAAGCUCUGGCCGUCGUUGCCCAGAUGAUCUUCUUCUCCCCCCAUGGCUCCGGUCCGGUGAGCUUGAACCACGUCUCCCUGUGUUCCCUUUUCUCUGCGUGCUCCCAGGCCGGUGACCUCGCCGUCGGCCGGUGGCUGCAUGCUUACAGCACGAAAACGGCCUUGACGGCAGGUGCGGGUGAAGGCAAUCGUCGUCUUCACUCGGUCAUGGUGUCCACUGCCCUGGUCGACAUGUACGCGAAAUGCGGGAGCAUCCGCACUGCGCGCCUCCUGUUCGAAAAAAUGCCUCAGAGGAAUAUCGUCGCCUGGAAUGCCAUGCUGAGCGGGCUCGCGAUGCACGGUCUCGCAGAGGAUCUGCUCCUCCUGUUCUCGCAGAUGGCCGAGGGCGGCGUCCGACCAGACGAGAUCACCCUCGUCACCGUCCUCAGCGCCUGCAGCCGCGCAGGUCUCGUAGAGGAAGGGCGGCGAUUCUUCCGCACUGCGGCGCCGGCGGCGGCACGCAAGGUGGAGCACUACGCGUGCAUGGUGGACCUCCUGGGCCGCGCCGGUCUGCUGGAGGAGGCGGCGGAUCUGGUGAGGUCGAUGCCCGUCCCCCCCAACGAGGUGGUGCUGGGGUCCCUGCUGGCCUCCUGCGGUCUUCACGGAAGGGCCGACCUGGGCAGGCGCCUGAUGGAGCAGCUGGGGGAGAUGGAUCCUGCCAACACCCAGUACCAUGUCUUGCUCUCGAACACGUACGCGUCGUCAGGGAGGCAGGCGGCGGCGGAGGCCCUGCGGGAGGCGCUGCGGCGGCGCGGCGUGAGAAAGGUCCCCGGCAUGAGCUUCAUCGCCGUGCACGGCGAAGUCCACCGGUUCCGCGCGGGGGACCGCUCCCACCCCCGCACGGCGGAGGUGUACGCUAUGGCGGACGAGGUGGUGGUGCGGCUGAGGGCGGCGGGGUACGAGCCGGGUGCGGCGGGGAAGGUGUGGCGCGUCAUGGACGGGUACCUGGGGGAGGAGGAGGAGGAGAGGGAGAACGUGCUCUUCUCCCACAGCGAGCGCCUCGCCAUCGCCUUCGGGCUGAUCAGCACCAGGCCAGGGGCGCCGUUGCUGGUCUUCAAGAACAUCCGCAUCUGCCGCGACUGCCACUCCGCCGUCAAGCUUGUCUCCCGCAUCUACGGACGCGAGAUCACCGUUCGAGACCGGAACCGCUUCCACUGCUUCAAACAGGGGGAGUGCUCCUGCUCCGACUACUGGUGA
Spirodela intermedia is the source of this 1950-nucleotide messenger RNA. The record is from the annotation of a GenBank genome assembly. Lineage: Eukaryota; Viridiplantae; Streptophyta; Magnoliopsida; Alismatales; Araceae.